AUGUCAUUUAAACAACAUAUUAAAGUUCAUGAAAAAAAUGCUUUGAACGGAUUUCUUUUAGUUCGACCUGUAUGGGUUGACGACGAAACUGUUAAAACUUGUAAAAAUUGUAGAACUUCUUUUACACCCAUCCGUCGAAAGCAUCAUUGUCGUCAAUGUGGAAACAUUUUUUGUCAAGAAUGCACUUCUCGAAGUAUUGCGUUACCUCAGUUCGGUUAUGUGAAACCGGAACGAGUUUGUAGUGGAUGCAUCGAAAUUGCAUAUCUUGUUGGAUACGUAGUUUCUGAUGACAACUCGACUCAAUUACAUGGAGCUAGAGGAUUACUGGACAUUGUUGAACGAGGAAAUGAACAAGAAUUAUUAAAUUUCAUUAAUUAUGGAGGAUUGGAUGCAUUAGUGUAUUUGUGUCGAACAUCGCAAGAAUCUGAUCUCCAAUCUCUCAAACCGUAUAUUAUUAUGAAAGGAGGACUUCCGUAUUUAUACAAUCUCGUUUUAUUUUAUUAUGAUAAAGUGGGACCGGAAUCAUCGGAUAUUUCAAUUACAGAGAAAUAUUUAGAUUCUGUUUCGUCUAUCAUUCUUAAUAUUGGGAAUAUAUUAUAUUAUCUAUCUAUCUCAGGUUCGUUAUGUCAAAGGAUGUUACCCGAUAAUGCAUCUUUGGAUGCAAUUUUAAAAUUAGCAAGUUUUCAAUUCGUGGAAUUAACACAAGGAUUAGCAUCUAAAACUCUUUCAUGUUUAGCCAUUAAUCCAUCUCAUCAAUUAUUAAUAAUCGAAUCAUCUAUAGAAGGAUUGGAUCGUUUAAUUAAUUUAUUAUUAUCAAAUAUUUAUGAAGUUAGGAAAUAUGCAGCAAAAUCAAUAGCAUAUUUAUCAUUAAGAAAUGAUAAAUAUAAAUCUGCUUUAAUUAAAGAUGGAAGAGCGGAGACAAUUGCAUCUAUAAUCAAUGUUGAAGAUGAAGAAUCAGCUAAAGCUGAUCAAGUGACAAUAUCACAUACAUGUUGUGCGAUGGCAAAUUUAGCAACAAAUGAAAUUCAAAGACAUAUAGCGAGGUUAUUAGCAAAUUUUGCAUUAUAUGAUGAAAAUAAGAUUCGAAUGUUAUCGUAUCAAAUAAUUUCAAUUGAUGAUGAAGUGAAUAAUCAAACUGAAGAAUCUUGGGGAAGUGUAAUUCCAACUUUAAUAGCUAUUGGUGAUUCCCCAGUAUCUAAUGUGGAAAUUCAACGUCAUAUUAUUAGAGCUAUUGAUAAUCUUUCAACUGAAGUUCCAUCGGGAUCACAUUCUAAACUUACACCUUGUAUACCUUUAAUAAAUCGAAUAUUGGAUACAGUUAAAGAUGAAGAUAUUCAAAGGGAGAAAGUAGAAAAAGGUUUAUCUGUGCCACAAUUACCACCAAUUAAAAAACAUAGCAAUGGAAAAAAUUUGUUGAAAGUUUUUCCAAAUGAUCAUAAUUUGGUCUCAAUUCCGGGAUGGACCAUUGUAGAUGGAAUGUUUGGUCUUAAUAAACAUGUUUCCUAUCAAAUCGUAUAUCGAUAUUGGGAUAAUGGAAAUAUUACUAAGAUAUUAAUCAAUAAACGAUAUAAUGAUUUCUAUCAAUUUCAUCAAAGUUUAAUUAGAAAAUAUGGAAAGGAUAUUAUAUUAUAUUUACCUCCAAAGCAGAGAGAAGGAAGAUUUAUACCUAGAUUUAUUGAAUGCCGACGCGAGAGACUUCAACUCUACCUUUCUCGCAUGGCAGUAACGAAUCCUAACGAAUUUAUGGAUUUCUUGGGACACAAUGAAACGAAUCGAACAAGAAUUGAAUCUGACGGUGGUCCAAGAAUAAUGAAUCAAAAUAUAAUUAACAAUGGAUCAGCGGUGCCAACACGUAGUUGUUUGGCGAUUAAUACAACCUCCAGAUGUCAAAAGAAACAAGUAAAAUUUGAAAAAGAAGUUGUAAAUAAUGAAAAAGCGUCUAGAAAUCCAAGGAAUAAUUUAGAAUGA
Molecule: messenger RNA, 1968 nt
Organism: Diversispora eburnea
Lineage: Eukaryota; Fungi; Glomeromycota; Glomeromycetes; Diversisporales; Diversisporaceae
Source: the annotation of a GenBank genome assembly